Messenger RNA from Cannabis sativa, 3468 nucleotides. Its product is annotated as pentatricopeptide repeat-containing protein At4g04370. The transcript is spliced from 2 exons. Lineage: Eukaryota; Viridiplantae; Streptophyta; Magnoliopsida; Rosales; Cannabaceae. The record is from RefSeq and is a predicted model, not a curated record. The coding region runs from base 208 to 2463 and encodes 751 amino acids. Gene Ontology annotation, biological process: RNA modification. Gene Ontology annotation, molecular function: RNA binding; protein binding.
AAACGCACCGUAUUAGAUUCCCAUUACCAAACCGAACAAUUUGGAGGCAGAGAAGAGAGAGAAGGAAGAAAGAAAGAGGGGUACAGAGUCAGAAAUGGCCACUUCCGCAUCCAUGAAUUGUAUAUACUAUAUAUAUGUGAAUUGUAAUUUAUAUAUGUAUUUAUUUAUUUAUUAUGAUUCUCGUUUUCUAAGCCGGCGAGUUUAGUUAUGAACAAGCUAAAUGUGUCAAUCUUCAAUGGCGCCCUGAACCUGAAACCUCCAUCAUCAGUAACAGUGCCUCAUCAACAUGCAAAAGCCACCAACACCAUACAUUUCAAUGCUAUCAUCAACCGCCUUGCAUCCCAAGGAUCUCAUCAUCAUGUUCUUUUAACGUUCUCAUCUAUGCUUCAAAAUAACACCCCUCCAGACACUCACACAUUCCCUAGUUUGCUUAAAGCUUGUACGUAUCUGGACUUGUUUCCUCUUGGUCUUUCGUUUCAUCAAUCUGUUGUUGUUAAUGGGUUUUCGUCAGAUUCUUACAUUGCAUCCUCUUUGAUUAACUUUUAUGCUAAGUUUGGUUACGUACGCCAUGCUCGCAAAGUGUUUGACAAUAUGUCUGAGAGGAAUGUUGUUCCUUGGACUUCUAUCAUUGGAUGUUAUUCACAUGCAAGUGACUUUGAUCAAGCGUUAUUCUUGUUCAAUGAAAUGCGGAGGCAACAAAUUAAGCCCAAUCCUGUUACAUUGCUAAGCUUGCUCCCUAUAGCUUCGGAGCUUAACCACGUGAAGUGUUUUCAUGGUUGUUCAAUUUCAUAUGGUUUUGAAUGUGAUGUUACUUUGAUGAAUUCCAUAUUAAGUGUUUACGGUAAAUGUGGAGGCAUUGAAGAAGGUAGGAAAAUGUUUGAGCUUAAUAUGACCCGAAGAGACAUAGUUUCAUGGAAUUCUUUGUUGUCGAGCUAUUCCCAGAAUGGGAAUGUCAGAGAAGUAUUUCACCUUUUGUAUAAAAUGAGAGUCGAAGGUAUAGAGCCCGAUAAGCAGACAUUUGGUCCUGUAGUUUCUGCAGCGGCGACAGAGGGUAAUCUUAGAUUGGGAAAAUUGGUUCAUGGGAAAAUUUUAAGAAAUGGAUUUGAAUCAGGUAGCCAUGUUGAAACGUUACUUGUAGUUAUGUACAUGAAGUGCAGUAGUAUUGAUACUGCAUUUCAGAUAUUUAAGCGGAUACAAAAUAAGGAUGUGGUUUUAUGGACGGCAAUGAUCUCAGGACUUGUACAGAAUGAUUGUGUCGAUAGGGCAUUAACUGUUUUCUCGCAGAUGUUAAAAUCAAGAAUAGAGCCAUCUACUGCUACCGUGGCUAGCGCUGUUGCAGCUUGUGCAAAAUUGGGUUGUCUUCAUAUGGGAACAUCAAUUCAUUGCUAUGUGUUAAGGCAAGGAAUAACUCUAGAUAUCCCUGCCCAGAAUUCUCUUGUAACCAUGUAUGCGAAGUGUGGGCGUCUGCAACUAAGUCGUGUAGUUUUCGAAAGGAUGAGCAAAAGAGAUUUGGUAUCUUGGAAUGCAAUAGUUGCUGGAUAUGCUCAAAAUGGUCAUUUAUGUGAGGGUCUGUUUCUCUUCUCUGAGAUGAGAAAAACACUUCAAAAACCAGAUUCAUUAACAGUUGUCUCUCUCCUCCAAGCUUGUGCGUCGAUUGGGGCACUCCAUCAGGGGAAGUGGAUCCACAAUUUUGUUAUCAGAAGCUGUAUUAGACCGUGUAUACUGGUAGACACAGCUCUGGUUGAUAUGUAUUCAAAGUGUGGUGACUUGAAGAAUGCUAAAAAGUGUUUCAAUGAAAUGUCAGAACAGGAUUUGGUCUCAUGGGGCACAAUUAUAUCCGGAUAUGGCUUCCAUGGAAAAGGGAAGACUGCUUUGAAGAUGUAUUCAGAAUUUUUGCACACUGGGAUUCAACCGAAUAAUGUGAUUUUUCUGUCAGUUCUCUCAGCUUGCAGUCAUAAUGGGCUUGUUGACCAAGGUUUGAGCAUAUUCCAGUCCAUGACUGAAGAAUUUGGUAUUGCACCAAAUCUUGAACACCGUGCUUGCAUUGUUGAUCUUCUCAGUCGAGCUGGAAGAGUAGAGGAGGCAUAUAAAUUCUACAAGCAAGAGUUUGCAGAACCUUGUAUAGAUGUUUUAGGCAUACUCCUCGAUGCUUGUCGGAACAAGGGUAAUGUAGAACUUGGUGAAAUUAUUGCAAGACAUCUUCUCAUGUUGAAACCUAUGGAUUCUGGUAACUAUGUGCAAUUAGCACACAGCUUUGCAUCAAUGAACAGAUGGGAAGGUGUUGGUGAGACAUGGGCCCAAAUGAGAUCUCUUGGUUUGAAAAAACUGCCUGGUUGGAGCUUUAUUGAGUUACAUGGGACUAUAGAGACAUUUUACACUAGUCACAAUUCACAUCCUCGACUUGAAGAUAUUGUAUUGACUUUGAAAGCAUUAAAGAUGGAAAUGAGAAAACUAGGACAUUAACCAGCCAAAAAGGAGUGUUUGGAAAGUAUGUUUCUAUAGACUGUAGUUCACAAGCCAUGGAAGAUAAAUUCCAGUUUAUCUUCCUCUCGCAGCCGGUUGUCCUAGUUGUUGCUUUUAGCUCAUAUAUCAACAAACUGCAGCAGGGUUACAUAUGUCUCAAGGCAAAUAUAUCAGAGAUUUGCUAAUCAAAGCUCAGAUGCAGUGCCAAACCUGCCUCAACUCCCAUGACAAGUGGUUUAAAACUAUUUGCUUACAAUGGAAAUCCUGUUGACAAUCCACAAAUGUACAGAUCAAUAGCAAGAGCCCUUCAAUAUCUCACAAUUACAAGGCCUUAUGGCAAACCCCUUGACUACACAGUGGAAUGCUGUCAAAAGAAGCUUAAGGUUGGGCGAGUGAUCUUGAUGACAGAUGUUCCACUUUAGGCUAUUCCAUAUUUUUUGGUUCAAAUUUAAUUGCUUGGCAAUGCAAAAACCCGAUCAAGUACUGAAGCUCAGUAUCGCAGCGUAGCUCAAGCUGUUUCUGAAAUCACAUGGCUUCAUUCUUUGUUUUCAGAACUUUAUGUUCGAUUGACAAGACCUCCAAUUAUUUGGUGUGACAAUCUUAGUACUCUCUUGUUAACUCCUAAUCCCAUACUACAUGCUUGAACUAAACAUAUCGACUUGGAUUUAUAUUUUGUUCGUGAAAAGAUCUCACAACAGCUGGUUUGUGUUAGUCAUGUACCUGCUGCUGACCAAGUUGCUGAUGGUCUAACUAAGGCCAUUUCUAGCUCUCUGUUUUGAUAUGUUUAGACACAAACUUGGUAUUGGUGAGUGUACUAAUUCCAAAUUUGAGGAGAACUGUAAAAGAAGUUCGUUAUGUUAGCUGUAGGGGUUAGUUAUUAUAGUUUGUUAUUCUCUUGUACAACUGUACUCUUUCGGUUACAGCCUUACUAGCUUAAGGUUUGUGUAUAUAAGCUUGUAAUGCCCUUUCUAUGAUAAUAAGACUAUUCUUUUCAGUCUUCUCUUU